Orbicella faveolata is the source of this 3953-nucleotide messenger RNA. Its product is annotated as gamma-aminobutyric acid type B receptor subunit 1-like. Lineage: Eukaryota; Metazoa; Cnidaria; Anthozoa; Scleractinia; Merulinidae. The record is from RefSeq and is a predicted model, not a curated record.
AGGAGAAGAAGGCUCGUAUUAUGAUCAGUUUGAUGUACGCGGAUAAAUCCAGACUUAUCAUGUGCGCGGCCUACCGUCACAGACUGUAUGGCUCUCACAUACAAUGGAUGCUACCCGGAUGGUAUGAGAAGGACUGGUGGCGAAUUAGAAAUGUGCCAGGCUGCUCAGCUGAGAACAUUCGAACCGCGGCAGCAAAUUUCCUGGCCGUGGAGGACUUGGUUGUGGACACCACGACAAAUAACACACUCAGUGGACUGGUGAGGAGAGAGAACAGUGUAUCUGAGCCACUGAUCCCUAGUGAUACUAACUUGAUAAGUAGCAAAUUUUAAUUUUCCUUUCAGACAGCAGAGGCGUUUAUGAAUAUGUACCAGGCGAAGCUUACACAUUACCCACACUCCCCCAAUGGUUACGCGCCCCUGGGAUAUGACGCGGUCUGGGUACUAGCGUUAGGUUUGGACAAGACAUUGACGCAAAGAAAAGAACAGGGCCGAGGGUGUUAUAAAAUUCAAUAAGAACAAGGAAAGGCUGAACAAGAUAUGGAUUGAACAGUUUCAAGGUAAGCAUCAGAGUUUUGUUUUAGUAAUGAGAGUUGUUUAUUAUAUGGCUAGCUCCGUGAGCAGGCAAGACGAACCAAAUCCUGUGCUGUGAUUGGCUACCGGAGCAGGCAAGAUGCGCUAUCUAGCCCGCUCGGGAUUAGGCGCUGUGUCCCGCAAGAAAAUUCUCUUCCAAGCCGAAGCAGAAGCCGAAGAUAAAUCCUAUAGUAAUCAAGCUUGUUCGUUCAAGAUGGCUGGAUGUUAGCAUCGUUAUUUUUUUGCGCGUUUAUGGACCUUGACUCCGUCUCGGUCCAUGGGUUUUCUGUACCCCACUCCCUCUCUGUGCCCCCUGCCUACAAAGCAUUGAACCUAACUAGAUUUAUCAUGACAGGACAAAAGCACUUCGGGGUAUUUUUUUAAUAUAAGCUAGACCCUUCAAACGCGAUUUCCUCGCGCAAUUCUAGAUCAUUAAGACCAGUUGGCUGUUAACAAGCAUGAUCGAGGAGUUGAACUAGGGUCUACCGAGAAACUACUCCAGCUAAGUGGUUCGGGCGAGAAUUGAACCCGCGACCUCUGGACUUCAAGUCCUGUGCCCUAAGCACUCGGCCACGCUGCCUUCUUAAUAACCUACAUUAAAACGGUAAUUAUCCGGAUACGAUAUUCAUCAUGCGGUGAGAGACAAUAAGAAACUGAAUACUACUAAAACGCGGAAGGUUAGUUAAAUGGCCGAACUACCGGCACGAGUCUAGCUAGUCCAGUCACUGAAUUCUCCAUUCCCUGCUCCAUUUAAGGGUUGAACCCAGGCGGGAGGAAGCCCAGUGGUCUGACUGGCGUGAGGAAGAAUGGUCUUUUCGAUUUCCGUUGGAAAAACUGGGAAGUUUCUUCGUGGUAGUUUCAGUGUUUCCCUCAUUUUCUCUGGUUUUUACUGACUAAAGAAGACCUUUCUUAUAUAUUGUGUGUUACAAAGCGUAACAUGUAACAUUAUUUCUUUCCAUAAACAUGGUUAUUUGCAGAUGACAGACCUCCAAGAGAUGAAGACCUUGUUAGUGAACCUUUAGUAAAAGUCAGUAACAAGCUGUUCUAUCUAAUGAGCUCCGUCGCUGCAGUCGGUUCACUAACAGCUUUUGGAUUUCUUUAUAUCAACUAUCACUACAGACAUCACAGGUAACUAACCUACAAAAACGCAAGCAAAUAAAAAAACACCCAGGAGAAAAAAAAACUGGUAACGCCUCAUUGUGCUUAUCAUUAGAAGCAUGUUCAAGCUUGGUCAAGUUUUUCUUAUGGUUCAAAAAGAUAUCUUCCAGAAAUACUCAGACUAUGUACUUUUUGUAUUGUAGUAGAACUACAAGGAAACAAUACUGUGUACAGUCAUUAUUUCAUUGAAAGUCGCCCAUUCGGACCUUUUUUCCCCGUUUUUCUCUGCAAUACUUUUAACAGAUUUACGUGCUGUACACCCUUAUCGACCACAGCUCUCGAACGUCAUUGUAAAACAUUUCUUUGACUUUGUUUUUGUUUUUAUGAUGUUUUUCCAAACUUAAGCAAUCUCUUACGGAGAAAGCAAGUGUUAAGUGAAAGAGACUUGUUGGCCAAAGCAUGUAUAUAGCUAAAUUCACUAUCACAACUCGUUUUAUUGCAUGGCAGGUGACUCUCUUUCUAGCGCCUGACUGUGGCCAGUAAAGAAACAAUUCUAUGUUUCUAGUGUUUCUUUUUCGCCCUAGUAUCAUUAGACAAUCAUCUCCAAGGCUCAAUAACAUCAUUGUCAUUGGCUGUAUGCUGGCGUACCGCUGUGUGUUUGUGUUCGGCGCUGAGACCUUCGUGGAAUCACUCGAUACACUCAGGAUAUUUUGUAAGGUGUGACGAUUGUUUUAUACGCUCUACCCUACUUGUCUGUUAAUUUUCUCUAAACGGCCCACCCCUCCCCCCUUGAAAUGCUGAUAAACCGAUCGUCAUACACAGUACCUCCCAUGGCGAACGCUAGUCCAGUCUCUGCUCGAUCCCUCUUCCCGCUCCAGACAUGCUGUCACACUUCUAAGUAUACUUUCUGACCGAGAACUAUUAUUGACUAGAACAGCCUUACAUUUGAUUACUUGUCGAUAGACCAGUUUUCCACAAAAUUUAUGGCCACCAUCUCUGACCACGUCACCUUUAUUUGUUGUAAUUUUAUUCCAUUUUGUUUGAGCUUUCCCUAUUUAUUCUUGCAUUUAAAUUCUAUUUAUUUAAUCUUGCACUCACGUCACUGGGUGACUAAGUGUAAAUGGCUACUUGAGGUGAGCCUGACGAGGUCGAGAAGUAAUGUUUCACUAGUUGAGGCAGGUUGCCCUCGACGGAAGGAAUGUCUUGUCACGGCGCAGAGAGCACUUAUAUCACUGUGCGGUGAAUAGACGUUUUCCCUUCGUUUACCUCUCGUGGUAUUUAUAUUUUUCAGUGGUCUACGGAUAAGAUGGUGGAUGUUUUCGCUGGCCUUCACUCUGGUAUUUGGCACGAUGUUUGUGAAAACAUGGCGAGUCUAUAAAAUAUUUACUAACAAGAAACUAUUUAAACAGCUGGGCCCAUUGCACCACCGUCACUUAAUCGGAAUUGUGUAUGGACUUGUCUGUUUAGAUGUGACAUAUCUAACAACCUGGGAAAUAACAAACCCCAUUACUAGUACAUUGAAAUAUCUAAGAAAGGAAAUAUCCCCUGAUGGUAAGAAAGUUACUCAAGGUCAGUUUAUGAUCUUUACUUCUGGCAACGAAGGCCUGUCGCUGAGCUUUUGGCUGAUAUGGAAAAGCCUGUUUUUGGUUAUUGGAGUCUUUCUGGCUUGGGAAACACGACAUAUGAGGUUUCGUUCACUAAACGACUCCAAAUACAUAGGAAUGAGUGAUUACAAUGUAGUCCUCAUGACCUUGAUUACUGUUUCUUUGUUGUUCGUGGUGGGAGAAGGACAUCUCCAAGCUAAAUACGCAUUGUUUUGCACCUCGUUCAACGUCAUCUCUACUUUCACCCUCCUGUUGUUGUUUGUACCUAAGAUUACCAAAAUAGUGGGAGAAUCAACUCACCCAGAACAAAUACUUGAUGUUGUUAACGGGGCGUUAAACAGUUCAGUCUGCUGUGAGCAACGUGGAGUCCACGAGUGUCCGUACUGCAAGUGCAGAUAAACUGACAAAAUGAGACUAAACUGAGUUGUGCCUAUAGUGUAACGCUCGUGGAGACGGAAGAAUAAGGCAGCGUCAACGCUACGCCGGAGAAAUUUGAAAACGCAGCUUUAUUUCUACGAUUAGGUCUGCCGUCCACACUAAUCCGUCACGAAAACGGAGUUUUUCAAAAACGCUCUUCAAACCAGAGAAAAUUGAAAACGCCGCCUCUACGUUUUCGUGUUGGCGGAAGACAUUUUGAAAACGGAGCUUUUCGAAAACACUCUUAAAACCGGAGAAAUUUGAA